Molecule: messenger RNA, 4458 nt
Organism: Pan troglodytes (chimpanzee)
Lineage: Eukaryota; Metazoa; Chordata; Mammalia; Primates; Hominidae
Gene: SACK1E
Product: family with sequence similarity 83 member E
Exons: 6
Coding region: 1760-3196 (478 amino acids)
Biological process (GO): signal transduction
Molecular function (GO): protein kinase binding
Source: RefSeq, a predicted model, not a curated record
ACCAGCCCUCCUCCUGCCCCCACUGCCCCGGAAGCUCCCUGCCUCCUUCCUAACAGCCAGGUGGCAGGUGUUCCCACACCGGCUUCCUUGGGUCAGCCACGCCCGCCCCUCUUAAAGGAUCCUGUGCCCCUCCCUGGUGCUGGGAUGGCGGGUGGGGCGUGGACCGGGAAGUGCAGGGUGCAGGCUGGCAGGGCUGUGGGGAGGGAGAGACUGCCUGGGAACAGGUGAGGCAAUCUCAACCCCCCGGGACCAGGAAGUCUGAGUCUAGAGGGGCGUUCACCCCCUGGGAGAGCACAGGUAAAGAAAGCUGUGAGCCGCACCCCCGGACCUCCUCCAGGGGCCUGUAGGGGGGGGCCCUCCUGUGUUUACACAAGGGGCCGGGCUCCCUGGAUUCCAGGUCGAGGCCUGAUGAGGCCAGAAGCCGGGAAGCCACGGCCUGUGUCCUCGGAAAAAGCAGGCACUGGAAGGGAGGCCAUUGAGCCCGGCACUAGCCGGUGUGGCUCCCUGCUGUGGUCUGGAGGAAGCAGCGGCCUGGGUUGGUGGGAUUGGAAUGAAGGGCUUCUGGUUUGCAGGGAUCAAGGGUCCAGGGUCCCCGAGGUUGGGUCAGGAGCCUCAAGGGGAUAACUGAGGCUUGGGAGGGAGACAGGGCGAGAUAGAGACUGGCCCCUGUCCGGGAAGAAGCGUCCGGGUAGCUGGCAGGAGAUAGCAUUUAGGCAGAAACCAGGCUGGGGGCAGCUUGGGUAGGGGUCCCCGCAGAUCAGAGGACGGCCUGGAACAGGUCCCAGGGCCAGGGCCCAGGCAGGGGCAGCCAGCCUGAGGAGGGUGGCUGGUUAGGUGGCACUCACACCUAGAUGGGCUGCGAAGAUCAUAGACCUGUCCCAUAGUAAUGGAGACCCCUGUAGCGCAUUUCACCCUCCACUGCAGCAGCCGGAAGGAGUGUGAGGAGGGUCCAGGGAGCAGGGUCCCCCAUUGACAGGGUAGGGAAGGGUUUGCCAAGCCUUCGGCCUUUAAGGCUGAGCGAGCAGGCCCAGUGGAGAGGCAUCCUGGCUGGUCUGCGGGUGAGAGCUGAUGAGCAGGAGAAACUCGUGGGGGCUGUCAGAUUUGGCCAGAGACAGAUGCUCCAACAGGCAGAUACUGCGACUGUCAGUCGGAAGCCAUUGGCGUUUGCCAGACAGUGGAAGGAGAGGGUCAGUUCGUCGUGCUCUUGGCCGGGGGCAGGCAGGCAGCCUGUCGUGCCUUUAUUUAAGGACCUUUGGGUGAUUGGAGACAGGCAGGCAGCUUGCCGCCUGGAAAUGAUCAAGUGGUCAGCCUGACCAAAUUCAGGACAGCUGAAGGGUCUGACUGGGCACUGUGUGACUGGUGGGUUGGAGGCUGUCGUGUGGCUGAGCAGAGAUGGCCAGCUGAUGGGUCACACAGUUGGGGAUGGUGUCAGGAGGUCAACCUGACCAGCAGAGACGGCUGGCAGGAAGGUCACGGAAGGCCAGCCAGGCAUGGUGCCACUGGGUGCAGGCAGGUGGUGGAUCUGAGUGGCCUGACACAUUGGAUGGUUGCUUAUUUGGGCAGCGUGAUUGUCAGAACAGUGUGGCAGGGGCUGCUGCAGGGAGCCAUUUGGACAUCUGCAGGGCCCCCCUGGAGGCCUCGGAUGGCCACAUAGGGUCUGCCUAUCAGGAGAAUCCCCAGAUGAUCACAGUCCCCAGAGACAGCCAGACCCCCGGGGACCCAGCCUCUCACAGUCAGUCCUCCCACCCGAGUGACCCCGAUGGCGGCCUCCCAGCUGGCGGCGCUGGAAGGAGUGGACUCCGGUCCCAGGGUGCCCGGGGCCAGCCCCGGCUUCCUAUAUUCCGAGGGCCAGCGGCUGGCACUGGAGGCUCUGUUGAGCAAGGGUGCGGAGGCGUUCCAGGCCUGUGUGCAGCGCGAGGAGCUGUGGCCCUUCCUCAGUGCGGAUGAGGUCCAGGGCUUGGCAGCGGCAGCUGAAGACUGGACAGUGGCCAAGCAGGAGCCCAGUGGGAUGGCAGAGGGAGCCACCACCGCCGAUGUGGACGCGGGCAGCCUGAGCUACUGGCCUGGGCAGUCGGAGCAGCCGGCGCCCGUCCUGCGGCUGGGCUGGCCAGUGGACUCUGCGUGGAAAGGCAUCACCCGGGCGCAGCUGUACACCCAGCCUCCUGGGGAGGGUCAGCCGCCCCUCAAGGAGCUGGUGCGGCUGGAGAUCCAGGCUGCCCACAAGCUGGUGGCCGUGGUCAUGGACGUCUUCACUGACCCAGACCUGCUUUUGGACUUGGUGGAUGCUGCCACGCGCCGCUGGGUACCUGUCUACCUGCUCCUGGACCGCCAGCAGCUGCCUGCCUUCCUGGAACUGGCCCAGCAGCUGGGGGUGAACCCCUGGAACACGGAGAACGUGGAUGUCCGUGUCGUGCGGGGCUGCAGCUUCCAGAGCCGCUGGCGACGGCAGGUGAGCGGCACCGUGCGGGAGAAGUUUGUGCUGCUGGACGGCGAGAGGGUCAUCUCAGGAUCCUACAGCUUCACGUGGAGUGACGCACGCCUGCACCGAGGCCUGGUGACCCUGCUGACUGGUGAAAUUGUUGACGCCUUCAGCCUUGAGUUCCGGACGCUGUACGCGGCCUCCUGUCCGCUCCCACCUGCGCCCCCCCAGAAACCCUCGGUCAUAGGUGGCCUGCAGCGGGGCCGCAGCCCGCACCGCGUGUCCCGCCGCCGCUCCGUGGCCCCCGCGUCGCCUCCGCCGCCUGACGGCCCGCUGGCCCACCGCCUGGCCGCCUGCCGCGUCUCCCCUGCUACCCCGGGGCCGGCACUCAGUGACAUUCUAAGGAGUGUGCAGCGCGCCCGGACCCCCAGCGGCCCCCCGGCCCGGCCCAGCCGCUCCAUGUGGGACCUAAGCCGCCUGUCCCAGCUGUCUGGCUCCAGUGAUGGGGACAACGAGCUCAAGAAAUCCUGGGGCUCCAAGGACACUCCAGCCAAGGCUCUGAUGAGGCAGCGGGGCACUGGAGGAGGCCCCUGGGGGGAAGUGGACUCCCGACCUCCGUGGGGUGGUGCCCUGCCCCUGCCCCCCGCCCACCGCCUCCGCUAUCUGUCCCCAGCCCGAAGGCGGUUCGGUGGGGAUGCUACAUUCAAACUUCAAGAGCCCAGAGGCGUCAGGCCGUCAGACUGGGCCCCCCGGGCAGGACUUGGGGGGCAACCCUGAACAGGAGCCCAAGCCAAAUCUGCUGGCCCACCCAAGGAGCAGUGCUGGACAACUGUUGGCUCAGAGCCCCCUGCCUCAAUGCCCUGCCUUAGACAAGGCUUCUGGCCUCUGCGUCUGUCAAGCAGAAGGGAUGUUUGUCACUUGUUCUGCAACUUGGGCCGGGAGUGGUGGCUCAUGCCUGUAAUCCCUGCACUUUGGGAGGCUAAGGUGGGAGGGUUGCUUAAGGCCAGGAGUUGGAGACCAGCCUGGGCAACAUAGUGAGACCCCAUCUCUACAAUUAAAAAAACAAAUUAGUUGGGUGUGGUGGCGCACGCCUGUGGUCCCAGCUACGCAGGAGGCUGAGGUGGGAGGAUCCCUCGAGCUCAGGAGGUGGAGGCAGCAGUGAGCCAAGAUCAUGCCCUUGCACUCCAGCCUGGGAAACACAGUGAGAGGCCAUCUCUUAAAAAAAAAAAAAAAACAGAAAAGAAAAAAGAAAAAGAAAGGCUGAUCGAGGUGGCUCACUCCUGUAAUCCCAGCACUUUGGGAGGCUGAGGCAUGUGGAUCACCUGAGGUCAGGAGUUCAAGACCAACCUGACCAACAUGGUGAAACCCCAUCUCUACUAAAUACAAAAAUUAGCCAGGUGUGGUGGCGGGCACCUGUAAUCCCAGCUACUUAGGAGGCUGAGACGGGAGAAUCGCUUGAACCCGGGAGGCAGAGGUUGCAGUGAGCUGAGAUCACGCCACUGCACUGCAGCCUGGGUGACAGAGCGAGAUUUCGUCUCAAAUAAAAAAAAAGGACUUGGGCAAGCCCAUUGCCUGCACCAGACCUCAGUGUCACAACCCAGAAGAUGGGCUGGCAGCGUCCCCAGGCAGCGGAUCCUAAAGAAGAACACACAGCUCCCGAGGGUCAGGCCUUCCUGAUGAGGGGCCCGGGUGAGGCCCCGAGCUAGAGCGUCUAGAGCUGUGGAGGGGAAGAUGGGGAGUCGCUGCCAGGCACACUGUGUUCAGGAGCUGUGGGGAAACUGAGGCAAGGAGCUGAAUACUGAGGGAGUGGAAUGUGGUGCAGCCACAGGGGAACAGGGUGGGUGGUGGGACUUUCUGUGGGCGCUGAGAGGGCGAGUCUGCCGGAGCUCCCGUUUACCUCUGCUCGGAAUAAAACCAUUUCAUGCCAAAAAUGUGCGUUACUAAAGCCUGGCUCUGAAUCCAAGAGUCCACAACCCAGCCCCCUCCUCCCUCAGACCCAGGGGUCCAGGCCCCCAGCUCCUCCUCCCUCAGACUUGAGA